This is a messenger RNA of Fusarium vanettenii 77-13-4, 2079 nucleotides long. RefSeq lists its product as uncharacterized. Gene Ontology annotation, molecular function: homoaconitate hydratase activity; 4 iron, 4 sulfur cluster binding. The coding region runs from base 1 to 2079 and encodes 692 amino acids. The transcript has 11 exons. The record is from RefSeq and is a predicted model, not a curated record. Gene Ontology annotation, biological process: L-lysine biosynthetic process. Lineage: Eukaryota; Fungi; Ascomycota; Sordariomycetes; Hypocreales; Nectriaceae.
AUGUCGUCCAUUCGCGAUACCAAUACUCUCCCCGCCGCAACAGUUUCAUCUGCGAAAAGCAAGACACCGCAAACCCUCACGGAAAAGAUCUUCCAACGCCAUGCCGUCAAUCUCCCAGAGGGCACGAUUAUACGAAGCGGCGACUACGUUCAGAUACAACCUCAUAGGUGUCUUAGUCACGAUAACACCUGGCCAAUUGCCCAAAAGUUCAUGUCUAUGGACGCUACGCGAAUCAAGGAUCCCAAGCAGCCAGUCUUUGCACUUGAUCACGAUGUUCAAUCCAAGACUGAAGCCAAUCUCCGCAAAUACCGAUUGAUCGAAGAAUUUGCCAAGGAACAUGGCGUCGACUUUUUCCCCGCCGGCCACGGUAUCGGUCAUCAAAUUGAAGAGCUGUUCGUUUGGCCAGGUACAUUAUGUGUUGGAUCGGAUAGUCACAGCAACAUGUAUGGCGGUAUAGGAUCCCUGGGGGUUGCCCUGGUGCGAUCAGACGCAGCCUCAGUCUGGGCGACCGGCAAGAGUUGGUUCCAGGUACCCCCUAUCGUGCAAGUAACCUUGACUGGGACAUUACCUCCCGGUGUGACUGGAAAGGACGUCAUCAUAGCACUCUGCGGGCUCUUCCCCACGGAUGUACUUAACCAUAGUGUUGAGUUCGUGGGCUCCGAGGAGACCAUGUCCACACCGAGUGGUCGGCUACUUCUGCAAUGGCACUUCCCGAUUGAUGAGACUCUGAAGCGCUGGCUACGAUACAAGGCAACAGAGGCGGCAAUGUACGAGGACCGAACUACCCGGGAGCGAAUCACACACGAAAAGGUCGACGAGCUAUUUGCCAACCCUUUGCGAGCUGAUCCCGGAGCCCAAUACGCCAAGAAGCUUUACCUUGACCUCUCCAGCCUCUCACCUUACAUCUCGGGACCCAACUCCGUCAAGGUCUCGACUCCGCUGAGCGAGCUUGAACCAAAGAACAUCAAGGUUGAUAAAGCUUAUAUCGUAAGCUGCACCAACUCGCGAAGCUCCGAUCUUAGGGCUGCCGCCAAAGUAUUCCAGGAUGCCGCCGAGGCCAACGGCGGCAAGAUUCCGAAGAUCGCAGAACAUGUUAAGCUAUACAUUGCGGCAGCUUCGAUCAAUGAGCAGACUAUCGCCGAAGACGAGGGCAGCUGGCAGACAUUACUUGACGCCGGCGCAAUUCCUCUCCCUGCUGCCUGCGGACCUUGUAUCGGGCUGGGAACUGGCCUUCUAGAGGAUGGUGAGGUUGGAAUCUCUGCCUCGAACCGCAAUUUCAAGGGUCGGAUGGGCUCAAGACUCGCUCUUGCCUACCUUUCCAGCCCCGAGGUUGUGGCUGCUAGCGCUCUAAGCGGCAGGCUCUCGGGCACCGGUGUAUACAAGGCCCCGGAGAACUUUAACGGUGUGAAGUUCGGCUAUGGCACUGGCCUACCGGACUCUCCUUUGAGUCAGCUCGACAGCGCUGUUGAGCAACUCGAGUCUUUCAUCGAAAGGGUGGAGGCCUCUGUCUCCAAGGAUGGCGGCAAUGAUGCCAAGGCAACCACUCGAAUUCUUCCAGGGUUUCCAGAGAAGAUCACAGGCGAGCUUUUGUUUUGUGAUGCCGAUAACCUUGAUACCGACAACAUCUAUGCUGGAAAAUACACAUAUCAGGAUGACAUUACCAAAGAGGGCAUGGCAAAGGUCUGCAUGGAGAAUUAUGAUCCCGAAUUUAGGUCCAUCGCCAAACCCAACGACAUCCUCGUCUCAGGAGCCAACUUUGGCUGCGGUUCAUCAAGAGAACAAGCAGCAACGGCCAUCCUGGCCAAGCAGAUCCCCCUCGUCGUCGCCAGUACCUUUUCCAGCAUCUUUGCCAGAAACAGCAUUAAUAACGCCCUCUUGGGCUUGGAAGUGCCACGACUCGUCGAGCGCCUUCGGGCCGCAUUCCCUGCAUCGGAGAAAAUACCCACACGGCGUACAGGCGAAGGCGGGGAGCGUUGGGAGGAAAAGGUUGGCCAGUUCCCUGAGAAUCUGCAAGAGAUUAUCGCCAAGGGUGGCUUGACGGACUGGACCAAGGCCGAGAUUGCAAAGGCGGAGGUAUGA